Messenger RNA from Lodderomyces oxycetoniae, 720 nucleotides. It is a transcript of the gene RIB5, whose product is annotated as riboflavin synthase. Lineage: Eukaryota; Fungi; Ascomycota; Pichiomycetes; Serinales; Debaryomycetaceae. The record is from RefSeq and is a predicted model, not a curated record. Bases 1 to 720 code for a protein of 239 amino acids. Gene Ontology annotation, biological process: riboflavin biosynthetic process. The transcript has a single exon. Gene Ontology annotation, molecular function: riboflavin synthase activity.
AUGUUUACUGGUUUGGUAGAAACCAUUGGAACGGUUUCAGAGUAUGUUGAGAACGACACCUCCUCUCAAGAAGGCAGUGGUGGUGGAGUUUCCAUUGUAAUUACCGACUGCUCAUCAAUUCUAGACGAUGUACAUUUAGGUGACUCAAUUUGCACCAAUGGUGUUUGUCUCACAGUGACCGAUUUUGACGCGGCGAAAACUUAUUUCAAAGUAGGUGUUGCUCCUGAAACGUUACGGAAAACAAACUUGGGGUCGUUGCUGCAGGGAUCAAAAGUCAAUUUGGAAAGAGCUGUGACCAGUGAAGUUAGGUUAGGAGGACACGUAGUACAAGGGCAUGUGGAUACGAUUGCCACUAUCACCAGAAAGGAACCCGAUGGAAAUGCCAUCACUUAUACAUUUGAGUUGAGAGAUUGCGAAUUUAUCAACUAUAUAGUUCACAAGGGGUUCAUUGCAAUUGACGGAACCUCUUUGACUGUGACUCAUGUAGACGAUACAAGAGCCCAAUUCUCAAUUAUGUUGAUAAGCUAUAGUCAAGAGAAGGUGAUUUUGGCAAGAAAAAACGUUGGUGACACUGUCAAUAUCGAAGUGGACUUGACAGGUAAACUAAUUGAAAAACAAGUUGAGCUACACUUGAAGGCACAGAUUGAGAAAAAGGAUAGUGCAUUGAACAACUUAAUUGCUUCCUUGGUUGAAAAAAAGGUUAAAGAGUUGGUUAAAUGA